UUAGGAAGAGUUGCCUGCUGAGCUGAAAGGCAUUUCAGGCUGGCCCAAUAGAGAGCUCACUCUGGCUCUUUCCAACAGAGUAUUGUUCAGGGCAAGGCUGGAGGGAGGGAGACAGUUCAGGAGGCUGUUACCUCAGUGCCACCUGACAUUAAAGCUCCAAGUGCACUGGCAAAGGAAGUCCAGCUAGCUUGCUGGUUGUUAGUGGAAUCGGUAUGGCGGCUCCUUGGACUUGGGAAGCAUGAGAGAGGUAUUGGUGUGGUUGCUGGAAAGUCCUGAGAGAAGGCAAGAUUCGGGGGCCUUCCUGGUAUCUCUAUGACUGGUGUCCAGUCUAACCCAUGGAUGCAUACACCUCGGUUCUUUAUCAGUCCUGCUCCACUGUUUUAAAAGUUUCAGCGCAGUUGUCCUCUCCUCCCUCCUCCCUCUUUGUCCUCCUUGUCCUCCUCUUCCUCAUCCUGCUCCUCCUCGAUUCUUCCCCUGAUAGUGCCAUCUGUCGGAUAAGGCUGUCCUCUCUGCACAGGCAGAAGAGUGUCCUUUCUGAGGCUUGUGGGACUGGUCCCUUAGGCCAGGUUGGCACUUGGCCUGCCCUACCAUGCUGUUAGCCUAAGACAUGGUACGUGGUAAGCGGAUCACAGAUGUGUCUGCAAACUUGUAUUUUUGUUCCUCUUUUCAGAAUACAGUGAUGGUGGUAGACCACCUCAAGGAAGAAAGAAAGGCUGGAGUUCUUUCCCAGGUAAUUCUGGCGAGAGGAGCCCUCGUUAUGAACGCGAUGGGUGUGAGCCUCAGCCUUCAAACCUCCAGGAGGAUGAUGGAAACGUGGUGAAGAGGGAUGUCCAGGAGGACCCCGAAGUAAGACACUCUCCCUGUACCAUCCCAGGCAACAAGAGAGGAGUGAGAUGGCACAGUGAAGGCCACAUGCAUACUACUGUGUGGAGAAACAGAAAACCUCUGGAGAGGGAAAUGGGGGAGAACACACAAGAUGGAACCCCAGGGAGCUGGUUCAGGGUCACAAUUCCUUGUGGGAUAAAGUAUGACAAGACAUGGCUAAUGAAGUCAAUCCAGAGCCAUUGCAGUGUCCCCUUCACUCCAGUGGACUUCCACUUUGUGAAAAAUGGGGCUCGAUUCUUUGUCCAGGAAGCUAGCACUGCCUGUGCAUUGAUGGAUGUCAGCUACAAGAUACAUGACGAGGAGAGAGGAAAGGUGUGUAUACCUGUCUUUGUCAGGCCCUCCGCUGUUCCCUACUCUGUGCGGUGUAAGUUGAAGCCAGAAGAAAUGGAGCAGCUAAAGCUGACCUUGAGCAAACGAUUUGAUGUCUCCCAGCAAGCUCUUGACCUCCAGAGGCUCCGCCUUGACCCAGACUUGGUGGGCUAUGAUAUUGAUAUAUUUCUGAAUCGAAGAAGCUGCAUGACUGCCACCCUGCAGGUCAUCGAAAAGAAUUUCCCUGAGCUGUUGUCCUUGAACUUGAGCAACAACAAACUGUACCAGCUGAAUGGCCUGUCUGACAUUAUACAGAUGGCCCCCACGGUCAAGAUCCUGAACCUCUCCAAAAAUGAGCUGACGUCUGUGUGGGAGUUGAGCAAGAUGCAAGGGCUGAAGCUUGAAGAGCUGUGGCUGCAAGGGAACCCAUUGUGUGACACCUUCCCAGACCAGUCCACCUAUGUAAGGGCCAUCAGAGAAUGUUUCCCGAAGUUGUUACGCCUGGAUGGCCAGGAGUUACCGUCACCAGUGACCGUUGACGUUGACACUCCCUACAUAGUAAAGCCCUGCAAGGGAAGCUACUUUGGAUCUGAUGAGCUGAAGAGCCUAGUCCUGCAAUUCCUGAAGCAGUACUACUUGAUCCAUGACUAUGGAGACAGACAGGUUCUCGCGGGUGCUUAUCACGAGGAGGCCUGCUUCUCCCUGACGAUUCCCUUCCACCCCGAGGACCCAGCCCCAAGCAGCUUGUGCGAGUAUUUCAAGGACAGCAGGAAUAUGAAGAAGCAGAAUAUGAAGGACCCCUACCUGCGGGUCCAGCUGCUGAAGCCCACAAAACGUGUCAUUGUGCACACUCUCUGUGUGUUGCCCAAGACUCAACAUGACUUCAGCUUUCUGGUGGACACGUGGUUCCAGAUGGGAACGAUGCUCUGCUUCUCUGUCAACGGGCUGUUCAAGGAAGUGGAAGGAAGUUCUCAGGGCUGUUUGCGUGCCUUCACCCGGACCUUCACCACUACCCCUGCCAGCUAUUCCAGUCUUUUCAUCAUGAAUGACGAGCUGUUUGUAUGGGAUGUCAGCCCUAAAAAGAGCAAGAGCACAUUCUCCAUCCCAGUACCCACACCCUCCACCAGCUCCAUGCCCAGUUUCUACUGGGAGCAGCAGCAAAUGGUACAAGCUUUCUCCACUCAGUCUGGGAUGAACCUCCAGUGGUCUCAGAAGUACCUUCAGGACAACGAAUGGAACUACACCAGAGCUGGUCAGGUCUUAAGUAUGCUCAAGACCAAGUGCAAGAUCCCAGAAGAGGCCUUCAAAGAAAUCCCCUAA
Molecule: messenger RNA, 2514 nt
Organism: Orcinus orca (killer whale)
Lineage: Eukaryota; Metazoa; Chordata; Mammalia; Artiodactyla; Delphinidae
Product: nuclear RNA export factor 2-like
Biological process (GO): poly(A)+ mRNA export from nucleus
Cellular component (GO): nucleus; cytoplasm
Molecular function (GO): protein binding; RNA binding
Source: RefSeq, a predicted model, not a curated record